Molecule: messenger RNA, 1102 nt
Organism: Photinus pyralis (common eastern firefly)
Lineage: Eukaryota; Metazoa; Arthropoda; Insecta; Coleoptera; Lampyridae
Gene: Max
Product: protein max
Exons: 5
Coding region: 293-778 (161 amino acids)
Biological process (GO): positive regulation of transcription by RNA polymerase II
Cellular component (GO): RNA polymerase II transcription regulator complex
Molecular function (GO): protein dimerization activity; DNA-binding transcription factor activity
Source: RefSeq, a predicted model, not a curated record
UCCCGUAACAUGCGAACGCAAACCCGUCGUAAUCGUAAUGAAUCUACAAAAUAGAGAAACAAACCGCUGAAAAAAUAAGUUAAAUUUGUCAGAAAUCGAUGACAAAGGAACAAAGUGAAUUAGUAUUAGUAUCGUUUGAACCUGGCUUUUCAUAACAGCGUGACAGUCACGCAUUAAGCGUUCACCGUCAGAUAAUGUGCAAUUGUGUUAUUUAAGGAGUUUGUAAUGUUUUUACUUGUGUGAAUCUAUUUGUUUUUAUUUAAGUUUGUAAAAAGUGGGUGCUAAACUUACAAUGAGUGAUGAUGAUAGAGACAUUGACGUUGAAAGCGAUGAGGGGAAUGAUUCGGAUUCAAGACAACAAGGUGCUAGACAAACACCUAAUAGUCAGUACUAUUCUCAGGCUGAAAAAAGAGCUCAUCACAACGCGCUGGAGCGUAAACGACGUGACCAUAUCAAGGAUAGUUUUAGUAGUUUGCGAGACUCGGUACCUGCUUUAAGCGGAGAGAAGGCGAGCCGUGCUCAAAUUUUGAAAAAGGCCGCCGAAUAUAUCCAGUUCAUGAGAAGGAAAAACAAUGCGCAUCAACAAGACAUUGAAGAUCUGAAGCGACAAAACAGUUUACUUGAAGCUCAAAUACGAACGUUAGAAAAGGCGAAAACAUCAGGGUCAUUCACUUUAGAUGCUUCUGACCUUAAAGAAUCCGAGUCAGAUACAUCCGAUACUGAUAGCUCCAUUCAACCAAGAAGACUAAAAAAACUAAAAGUAUCAGCUUAUCACUAAUCUUCAUAGUCAUUCUUAAAGACAAUUUCUUUUAUUUCCAAAUAUGUGUCAUGAAAUCGGCAGUUAUCCAGGUUGUUGGUAUAGUGACAGUUGGUUACUAAAGUUUGUAUAAUUGCUUUCAUUGAAGAUAAUAAUGUUAUAUUGUAAUGGUGAUCCCGAUAAUUUUAUUUGAAGUAACUACCUGUCAAUUUAUGUGGUAGAAAGUAGUAUGUGAUUUAAAAACAGUACAAACUGUAAUAAAACAAUAAUAUUCAUUUCAAUAUUUUAUAUUGAAAUUAUUUAGUUAAUGUACAGUAACAAUAAAUUAUAUCUUAUAAGUUUAAA